Messenger RNA from Kwoniella botswanensis, 804 nucleotides. RefSeq lists its product as uncharacterized. Lineage: Eukaryota; Fungi; Basidiomycota; Tremellomycetes; Tremellales; Cryptococcaceae. The transcript has 3 exons. The coding region runs from base 1 to 804 and encodes 267 amino acids. The record is from RefSeq and is a predicted model, not a curated record.
AUGGCUGAUGCUGAUCUGAAUGUCGUCCAGGAUGAUCCAUGGUCUUAUCAGGAUCUCUUCUUCACAAGCGAGAAUGAAGAUCACGAAAUAUUCGGAGCUACGAAGAGAAUGUCGAAUUCAUGCCCAACGAGGCACGGAGCUAUAGAAUCCAACAGCAAGUUCGUCAUCCUAGCUCAUACCCUUAAAUCCACCGUUCAGGCCAUUUUCGGUGAUGAUCCAGUCGGGAAUGUAACUCACGAUUUGAGAUAUUCAGAUGAGUUGAUGAGUGUCGUAGCUGAAUUAGAAGAAGGGAAGUGGCAAGCUGAUAUCACUCUUGAUAUACCCGCCACUAUCAGUGGACAGCCCUUCACCUUGAGAAUUCACGCAUCGGAGACGUUACAUAAAACGGAAUUGCACUGGGCUCGAAGUCCCACCACAGGGCGAACCCAAAUGGCAUUAACACUGGACGAGAGGAAUCCAUACUCGCUCGAAAAUCGGAUGAUGGACCAUCGUGAAGCAUACAUCGAGUCAUACCUAGAAAGCAAACGAUCCGAACAUCCUUGGUUCCCCAUUCUCAUCAACACCCUGCAAAAUGGGGUAGAUUCGGCUUUCUACAAAACCAUAGAUGAAGAUCCUAUCUUUGGAAAGGCAGAAUUAAGCUUUGAUAAUGGCUCGCUCCACGCUGAAGUCGCGUCGGAUCGACCUGGGAUUGAGGGGACAAGAACAUGGACGGGUCACAUAAAAUACACCCUCCUUGGACCAACGACCUUUCCGGCUCGGGGGAGAGUGACUUACGAGGGGAUGAUAGAGGAAUAUGACGAUUGA